CAUCCGCCGCUCGCGGUCGCGGGCAAAUCUCAGUGUCCCCCUUCUCUUAGCCCUAACACACGAAUCUCAUUUCCCGCCUUCCGUUUGAGGUUUUACCUUCAGCACCAUGGCCGACAAGAAGAAACGCCGCCGUCAGAACCCCGACGACGACGACGACGGCACUCAACCAUUUAAGCAUCUUCUGAAGUCCGACGAAGAUAUCCUCAAAACCUUGAAAUCCUUCCCCUCAUCUUCCGCCGCCGCCUCCUCCUCCUCCUCCUCCUCAAAACCUCUUACCCUUGCCGACCUCUCCCUCUCCACCACAUGUCGGGAGGUCGCCGAUCUCUCCCUCUCCUCCGUUCAAUCAGCCAUUGAGACCCUCGUCCUCCAACUUACCCACCAGAUCCUCUCCGGCCAAGGCUUCUCCUUCUCCGUCCCCUCGCGCGCUUCCUCCAACCAACUCUACGUCCCGGAGCUCGAUCGCAUCGUCUUAAAGGACAAAUCUACCCUCCGUCCAUUUGCCCACAUCUCAUCUGUCCGGAAGUCUACCAUUACUGCCAAGAUUCUCUCCCUUGUCCACCAGCUCUGCCUCAAGAGCAUCCAUGUCACCAAGCGAGACCUCUUCUACACCGACGUUAAGCUCUUCCAAGACCAGACCCAGUCCGACGCUGUUUUGGAUGAUGUUUCUUGUAUGCUGGGUUGCACCAGGUCCAGCCUAAAUGUGAUUGCGGCAGAGAAAGGUGUGGUUGUUGGGAGGCUUAUCUUUAGCGACAAUGGGGACAUGAUUGAUUGCACCAAAAUGGGGAUGGGAGGAAAGGCAAUUCCUCCAAACAUUGACAGAGUUGGGGAUAUGCAGAGUGAUGCAUUGUUUGUUCUCUUAGUAGAGAAGGAUGCAGCAUAUAUUAGGUUGGCAGAGGAUAGGUUCUACAACAGGUUUCCAUGUAUAAUUGUGACUGCAAAGGGGCAGCCAGAUGUGGCAACCAGGCUGUUUCUGAGGAAGAUGAAGAUGGAGUUGAAGCUGCCAGUGUUGGCAUUGGUGGAUAGUGAUCCCUAUGGGUUGAAGAUUCUGUCUGUUUAUGGUUGUGGAUCGAAGAACAUGUCAUAUGACAGUGCAAAUUUGACAACGCCAGAUAUUAAAUGGUUGGGGAUCAGGCCGAGUGAUUUGGACAAGUAUAAGAUACCGGAGCAGUGCAGGUUGCCAAUGACAGAGCAGGAUAUUAAGACAGGGAAGGAUUUAUUGGAGGAGGAUUUUGUGAAGAAGAAUCCGGGAUGGGUGGAGGAGUUGAACUUGAUGGUGAAAACCAAGCAGAAGGCUGAGAUUCAGGCACUGAGCUCGUUUGGAUUCCAAUACUUGUCAGAGGUUUAUUUGCCCUUGAAACUGCAGCAACAGGACUGGCUGUGAUCAAGAGCACCCAGAUUCUAACAUGGUAAUAAUUAUGCUUCCUUGUUUACUUUGAGGCUGAUCCUGAUCUAUUAGAAUUGGAAAGUGUUGUAGUUUUCCAAAAAUUCUGUGUACUUGUCUUAGUGUUAUGUCUAAUAAUUGAGUUUGUUAUACAGCGCCAACAAGCUUUCAUUU
Rubroshorea leprosula is the source of this 1555-nucleotide messenger RNA. The record is from the annotation of a GenBank genome assembly. NCBI's taxonomy places the organism in Eukaryota, Viridiplantae, Streptophyta, Magnoliopsida, Malvales, Dipterocarpaceae.